Messenger RNA from Coprinopsis cinerea okayama7#130, 1410 nucleotides. RefSeq names its product GPI mannosyltransferase 1. Lineage: Eukaryota; Fungi; Basidiomycota; Agaricomycetes; Agaricales; Psathyrellaceae. The transcript has 4 exons. Gene Ontology annotation, biological process: GPI anchor biosynthetic process. The record is from RefSeq and is a predicted model, not a curated record. Gene Ontology annotation, molecular function: alpha-1,4-mannosyltransferase activity; GPI mannosyltransferase activity. Gene Ontology annotation, cellular component: glycosylphosphatidylinositol-mannosyltransferase I complex; membrane. Bases 1 to 1410 code for a protein of 469 amino acids.
AUGUCUGCUUUCUCCACGACCUCGUUCCCUUCAUUCCGGAAGGUCCUCUUAUUCUCUGCGGCUCUGCGGGUAGCCCUCAUUUUGUACAGUGAAUGGCAUGACGCCCGCUCCCUGGUCAAGUACACCGACGUCGAUUAUCGCGUUUUCACCGACGCGGCAUGGUUUCUCUCCAAUCCUGGUCCAGGGGCAGCCAACAGGGCUGAAGGUCCUCUCAAGGAAUUGUUUGGCGUCAAAUUGGACUUUGGGAAUCCGUAUACAAGAGAGACCUACCGAUACACGCCCCUCCUCGCCUGGCUGCUCACUCCUAAUGGCUGGCUGCACCCUUCAUUCGGGAAAUACAUCUUCGCGGCCUGCGACCUUCUAAAUGGAUGGCUGAUAUACAAGAUAUUGCUUCAAUACGUCCUACCCAAAAUCGUUGAACAACCCAAAGCGACGUCGAACAUCAAGCCAGCUAGCAAUGCCAGUUCGGGGACGAAAGCGGGCAAGGUCAACCCAUAUGUGCUGGAGAAGAGGCAAUCGCUGGCGACGAUUUACAGCGCCGUCCAUCUGCUGAACCCUUUGGUCUUUUCAAUUUCAACGAGGGGCUCUUCAGAGUCCAUUCUGUCGCUAUUCGUUUUGGCGACCCUGUACGCGGCCAUGAAGGGCCGGUGGAAUUUGGCUGCCAUGUUUUUGGGUUUGAGCACACACUGGAAGAUUUACCCACUUGUAUAUGGGGUGGGGACGCUUGGAGCGAUUGCUGCAGGAUCUUCGGGUCAUGCCCGAGGUCUUUGUGCGAUAGUAUCCAAUCUCGUAACCAGGAAAACUAUCCAAUUCACUGCAUUGAGCGCGGUGACGUUCGUGCUAUUGGGCGCUGGAUGCUAUGCUAUUUGGGGAUAUCCUUUCCUCUACGAGUCUUACAUCUACCACCUGCGCAGGCUGGACCACCGACACAACUUCUCCCCGUACUUCUAUCUCACGUACCUCACUUACCCAUCAUCCGACACCAGUGUCGUGGAGGAGCCUGUCACUCUGUUGAGCCAACUCCUCCACUCACCAUUGACCAGCUUCGUUCCUCAGAUGGGCCUCUCCCUGGGACUGGGCCUCCUGUUCGGAAGGACGAAAGAGGACCUGCCCUUCGCCUGGUUCUUGCAGACCGUCGCGUUUGUGGUGUUCAACAAAGUCUGCACAUCACAGUACUUCCUGUGGUACCUCCUCUUGUUGCCCCUCCUCCUUCCUCGACUCUCCAUGUCACGCUGGAAGGCCAUGGGUUGCAUCGUGGUAUGGGCGGCAGCACAGGGCCUCUGGCUGAGUGAAGCGUAUCGACUUGAAUUCCUGGGAGAGAAUGUUUACUUCCAGCUCUGGAUUCGAGGUUUGAUCUAUGUCGUCGGCAACUGCUGGGUAUUGGUGGAGAUCAUGAAAGCGUACAACUAG